Spirodela intermedia is the source of this 3469-nucleotide messenger RNA. The record is from the annotation of a GenBank genome assembly. NCBI's taxonomy places the organism in Eukaryota, Viridiplantae, Streptophyta, Magnoliopsida, Alismatales, Araceae.
AUGGCUUCUUCCCUUCUCCUCCAUCCUCCCCUCUCUAUGGGCCCUAAUGUGCGCCCAGUCGCGGCUCCACUUCGGGGGCAAGGUAACCCUUUUCCUGGUCCUUUCUCCCUCCCUCCGCUCACGCGGGUGUCUCCGCGAAAGCUCGCUCGUUGCGUCAUCACCAGGGCGAAAGGGAAAAUGCCCAGUCAAGAAGUUUCAGGGUCCCAGCAGCAAUCCAAGAAUGCCUCGGUUCCGAUGGCUGAUGAAGAGGAGGAAGUGGAGGAGGACCUGCCCUGGAUACAGGAGAAGGCCAUGGAUCUCGUAGAGUUCACCGGGACGGUGACCCAGGCCUUACCUGGGCCAAGGGUGGGGCAGAGCAAGUUGCCGUGGGUCCUGGCUGUUCCUUUGGCUUAUAUUGGCGUUUCUUUCGUCAUCGCUUUUGUGAAGACUGUGAAGAAGUUUACUUCCCCGAGGGCGCAGAAGAGGAGAUUGGUUAGUUGAUUCUUAUCCUUUCUGAUGCCUGUUUGCUUCAGAUUAUCAUUAAUCUGUAAUGAAAUACAUUACUGGAUGAUUAGGCUCUCACCUGCCGGGCUGUGUGCAUCCAUUUUCAUGAUAUCACGCUCCUUUCGCUUUUCAUUGUAGGUGAAUAAGAAUGCCACCCUGCUGAAGUCAAUAGACGAACUAUUUGUUCAAGGAAACAAUCAAGUGCAAUAUUCAGCACUUAAAGAGCUUAUGCAGAAGGUACUUUACUCCUAGAGGUCUGGGUUCGAUUCCAUUAUUUUUCUAUUAGUGAUAGUGCUGAUGAAAUUGGCUUCCAGACUUCUCUCUUAUCCAGUUAUUUCCUGUGACGGCAGGAUCUUAUUGAUUGCUGUCUUGAGCAUGAUGGAUUUCUGUAUAGGAUAUGGUGAAUUUAUCUGUCACACAUCAAAUCCUUCAAGGGAUUGUACCACCAGAUUGAUGUGUUGUUAGUAAAAAAAUCACUAUUAUCCUAGAUGUGAGGUAAAUGCUGGACGUAGAUGAGAGUUGGACUGUUAUAGAUUGUUUCCCGUAAAGGAUAGGUUGCCAUUGAAGAUUUCAGGCUUUUUACAUUGUUUAAUUCGAUGAAUCUUCCAAUAUAUAUGUCCCAGAAAAAAAUGUAUAUGAUUGUAAAUCAAGUUUUAUAGAGGUUCGUAAUGCUAAUGAGGAAGCUGAGAAGUCAUCAAGUGAAAUGCAUAUUUCAUUCGUUUGUUUCAUACAAUUUAUCAGGAAUUGUAUUCUACUUUUCACCUGUUGAUGCAGUUCUUCCUGAUAGGCUUGCACUAUUGGUCUCUUUGGGGAAGAAAUUAUCAAUUUGGCACUAAUUUUGCACGGCGAAAACAUGGAAUGGCCAAAAAAUGCAUGGUGCUAUGAUUUUUGCGGUUUUCUAAAACUUGUCCUCUCUGUGCAUGACUUUUUAAAUUGUGAUAUAUUAUUAACUAAAAUAUUCGACCUGUAACGUAAAUAAUUCAGAGUAACUCCCAUCCAUUUUGUAUUUCAUGAAAAUGAGUUCAGAAAAUGAAGAGAAGUGUGUCCCCAAGAAGUAGAUUUAGUUUCUAAAUAUCUCGCAGAAUGAUGUGAGAACAUUUGACAAGACAGAGCAUGCGGUCUUCAUCUUUAUUACGUGGUUUUUUUGUGUCACCUGCACACCGAUCCCUUUAAACCUUGCUGUAGAAUUGUCGUAGUGUGCCUUUCAAAUUUCAAAGAGUGUUCUUCCUUUCCUUUCAUGUUUUCUGCCUUAUCUGCUUUCAAUUUACCUGUUUAAAUAAAUAUAACUGAAACCGGAAAUUAAGACAUACAUUUUCUUGUUAAGCAUGAAUAAAUGGGCGGCAUGCUGUUCCUUAUUAGGAAGUCAAAACUAUCAGUGAGUGUUGUGCUUCUGUCCAAGUUGAUUCACAGAACAUUUAUAUGCAGACAGAUUUCAGCAUGGAGGAUGUUUUACGGAAGUACAUCCGGUAUGCUUUGAAUGAGAAGCCCUUUAAUCCACAACUGGUCGUCAACCUUAUCUGUCUCAGAAAAGCUUCAAUGUUGGAUGAUCCCCAGGUUGCUGACGUUCUAAAUGAGGUUUCAAGGCGAAUUGUGAAGGAAAAAGGUCAUUUUCUUACAGACCCUCUCGUGUCAAUAUGCACUUUAUAAUGUACCAGUGCAUUUUUUUUACUCCUUUUGAUCUUAUUUGAUGUGAUUUCGACACUUCAUAUCAUUUGUGCUAUUAUGCGUAUAACUUGCAUUUCAACGAAUUUACUGAAGACCACUGAUCAUCUUUGUGAUCAUAUAUCGUCUGGGCACUAGCCAAUCUAACAAGUCUAGUCUAUUAGUCUGCCCCCCCUCCCCUCCCCCCCAAACCAGCUCUUUCUAUAUAAUGAGAAUCUCACCCAUACUUGAGAUAAAAAUGCGGAUGUGAUGGAUAUUGAGAGUUUCCUUGUCCUUAUUUCUUGGAUACUGAGAGUUAGCUUAUGUUCUUCAGGUCCAGUUGUGAUGGAUAUCUCUGGGUUCACAGAAAAAGGUUUUAAGCGAAAACUUGCUGUCCAGGCUCUAUUUGCAAAGAUUCUGUACUUGUCUGAGGUACACUUCUGACAAAAGCUUUUCUUGUUAUCUGAUCUGAACGUUCUGUACAUGGAUACCUUGGAUUUCAUUACAUCGCCAUCAAAGAGUGAAUAUACACCAGCAAAGCUUCCAGCGUAGCUUUGUCUUUCUUUGAGAAAAAUCAAAAGCUCCAAGCGCAUAUCUUGAGAGAACCAUGCUAUGUAUGAAACCCGCUUAUCUUCCCAAUUGGAUAAAUCUCACUAGCUAGUUUAUCCAUGGAAGAUGAUAGUUAGUAACGUUAAUAAUAAAAGAUUAUCCAUGGAAGUUGAUUCUUUUAUCGAAGGUGAUAUUUUUGGGGGCUAAUCAGAAUGCAGAUUAACGAUUGUGAUCCACCAUUAGUUCCUAAUGGGAAUCAAGAAAUGCUAAUAAUUUAAACUCAGUGUGAUCUUGGGGUCGCACUUUGUGGGGCAUACAUCCGUUCUGUAAUUCGUCCUAUAUAUUAAUCUGCCAAUGGCAAAAGAAAUGCUAAUAAUGUUCCAGGCUUGAUGUAUGGGCAUGGCAUUCACUCUGGUUUUUCUGCAAAAGUAGAAAUGAAAAACCUUCUGGGUAACAGAGAUUUUUCUGCAAAAGGUCUCGAUUAUGCACAAGAUUAUGCGACACUAACUGCGUGAUAUGCUCUGAACAGCUUCCAGAGAUCUGUUCAAGAGAUGGCUCACUGAUGAUCAAAGAAAUAUUUGGAGUCACCGAGUAUGAUCCACUAUGACUUCAUUAUUUCAUCUCCAUACUCGAACUUUAGCGUUGACUUUUGCACACCUUGUUGUUUUCUUCCAGUGAGGAUGCGGACACACUUAAAAUCCAGACACUAUCCGAAUCCGGCGACGUUGACUCACUUGAAAGGAUGGUUGAUUCCGACUCUGAGGAGUCUGCCGGGCCAUCAGCUCCUUCUUCUUAG